Macrobrachium nipponense is the source of this 5563-nucleotide messenger RNA. RefSeq names its product pyruvate dehydrogenase phosphatase regulatory subunit, mitochondrial-like. The transcript has 17 exons. The record is from RefSeq and is a predicted model, not a curated record. NCBI's taxonomy places the organism in Eukaryota, Metazoa, Arthropoda, Malacostraca, Decapoda, Palaemonidae. Gene Ontology annotation, molecular function: protein binding; oxidoreductase activity. Gene Ontology annotation, cellular component: mitochondrion. The coding region runs from base 152 to 2929 and encodes 925 amino acids.
AUCUAGAGGGUCGUCUGUGACGUCACUGUCGUACGAUCAGCUGUUGUCCUGCUGAUGAUUCGGGAGUCGAGUUGCUGGUUGUUAUUUAUGUUUAGCGUUUUCGUUCCCCCGAGAUUGUGAUCGUCUGCAGCUGAAUAGAUACUGGUAAAAGAUGGGCACCGUGUUACUCCGUAACUUUACUGUGAACAGCAGGAAAGUUUUAGCGCAGAAUUCUCAGCAGUGCCAUACAGGAGCAGCAUCCACAUCUGAAAUCCUUCAGGGAUCAUGGUUUUCACCGAAUCAGCAUCUUCACCAUGAUCAAAACCAAGGCCCAUUUUUGUCAUCUACAAUACCCUUGGAUGAGACUCCUCCUAAGAAAGCCAAAGUUGUGAUAUGUGGUGGAGGAAUGGUCGGCACAUCAGUACUGUAUCAUUUGGCAGAGUUAGGUUGGGGAAAAGAUGCAGUUAUGCUUGAACAAGGAAGGAUUGGUGGACCAUCUGCAUGGAGAGGCUCAGGCUUCUUGGGAGGCGUUAAACUAAUGAGAUCUGAAAUCCGAAACAUAAUUAAGGACAACAAACGGUUUGAGCCAAGGCAACUUGCGGAAGCAGGAUAUGACACAGGAUGGAAACAGUGUGGCUCUUUGCAUUUAGCUCGAACCCGUGACAGAUUGACUCAUUUUAGGAAAAUGAAAGCUAUUGCUGAAGCUCGAGGAACAGAAUGUUAUAUACUGAGGCCUAAGGAAGUUGAGAAAAAGUGUAAUAUUUUGAGUACAUCUGAUCUUGUUGGAGCUUUUUGGGUCCCAAAGGAUGGAGUCUGUGAUCCACACAAAUUUGGAUAUUCUCUUCUAAAACUGGCAAGAGAAAAAGGAGGCCAAGUGGUUGAAAACUGUCCUGUAACCAGGAUAAUUGUUCAUGACUCACGGGCUGUUGCUGUUGAAACAAAUAAGGGGAUUAUUGAGUGUGACUAUGUGGUAAAUGCUGGAGGUCUUUGGGCAAGAAAAAUGGGACAGAUGACUGAACCAUAUGUCCGAGUCCCAGUUCACCCAGCAGAACAUUAUUUUCUCUAUACUUAUCCCUUAGAUGGUGUUGAUCCCUUGAUGCCAGCAAUUCGAGAUCCUGAUGGCAACUUUUACAUUAGAGAAUUCAAUGGUGGAUUCUUAGCUGGUGGUUUUGAAAAGUGGGCCAAACCUACAUUUGAAAGAGACAACUUUCCAGGCUAUGAUGCAGUAGAAAAAAGGGAACAGAGUGAAGAUUGGGACCAUUUCUAUACUAUGCUGCGUGAGAUGUUACAUAGAAUCCCAGUUAUGAAGGAUGCUGUACUCGGCCGACUUAUUAAUUCUUCCUGUGGAUUUUCACCUGAUAACAGAUGGAUUCUUGGGCAAGCACCAGAGUUGACAAACUAUUUCGUGGCAGCUGGGCUUAAAAGUGGUGGUAGUAAUGCUGCAGGUGGUAUAGGAUCAGUGCUUGCUAAGUGGAUUGUUGAUGGUAUGGCUCCAAUGGAUGCUCACGAUCUUGAUAUAUUACGCUUUCUCCCAGCGCACAAUAACAGAAGAUUUUUGUUGGAUCGAGUUCAAGAAGUUCCUGGUAUCCACUACAGCAUAGCCUACCCUUUUCCUGAUUUCAAGACUGGGAGAUGUUUACGUAUGUCUCCAAUUUUUCCAAAACUUAAGUCUGCUGGUGCUGUUUUUGGACAGGUCAUGGGAUAUGAAAGACCUAGUUAUUUUGAACCAGGAGGAAUGUUACAAGAUGAUUAUGAUGUUGAUGAUUAUGAUGUUGAAGGAAAACCAUCAGCACUAUUCAAGAUGGCUUCAACAGAAAUGUGGACAAAACCACAUUGGUUUAAUGUGGUUGGAGAAGAGUAUAUUGCAUGUAGAGAGCGGGUUGCCAUCCUGGAUUACUCAUCAUUUGCAAAGUUUGAUAUUUGGUCCAAGGGUAAUGAGGUGGUACAGGCUCUACAGUAUUUGUGCAGUAAUGAUGUAGACAUUCCUGUUGGCGGGAUCAUUCACACUGGUAUGCAGAAUUCUCUCGGGGGAUAUGAAAAUGAUUGUUCCUUAGCACGCAUAGCUCCAAAUCACUAUAUGAUGAUAUCUCCCAGUAUUCAGCAGACACGCUGUGGUACCUGGUUAAAGAGAAAUCUCCCCUCAGAUGGAUCUGUUGUUAUGAGUGAUAUCACAUCCAUGUACACUGCUAUAUGUCUGAUGGGACCUCUUGCACGAAGAGUUUUAUCCGAACUAACAGACGUUGACCUGAGCACCAAGGCCUUCCCUUUCUUUUCCUUUAAAGAAAUUGAUGUAGGGCUUGCUAACGGAAUCCGUGCCAUGAACUUGACCCAUACGGGCGAAUUAGGGUGGGUGUUAUAUAUACCAAAUGAGUAUGCUCUCCAUGUUUAUAACAACUUAGUGUCUGUCGGGAAAAAAUAUGAUCUGCGGCAUGCUGGCUACUAUGCAAUGCGAUCUCUCAGGAUAGAAAAGUUCUAUGCAUUUUGGGGUCAGGAUCUCGACUCGACAACUACCCCCCUUGAAUGUGGUCGAGCAUUUCGUGUGAAAUUGAAUAAAGACAUAGACUUCAUAGGUCGAGAAGCUCUGAUGAGACAACGAGAAGAGGGAGUAAAACGAUUGUAUGUGCAGCUACAACUUGAAGAUCAUAACCCUGAAGUUGAUCCUUGGGCUUGGGGUGGUGAGCCAAUAUAUAGGGAUGGUGUCUUUGUUGGUAUAACUACCACAACUGGGUAUGGUUACACCCUAAACCACCAGGUUUGUCUUGGUUUCAUAAGAAACUAUGAUGAAAAUGGUAAAAUGACUUUUGUAACACCUGACUAUGUCAUGUCUGGCCACUACGAAGUUGACAUUGCUGGUGUUCGAUACUCAGCCAGUGUCAGUCUGCGUUCUCCAAGUCUUCCGACUAAGUUCCCAGAACCACAAGAAGAUCGAUAUCGUGCAACACAAAUUUAAUUCAUUACCUGAUUUGAGAAAGAACACACUAUACAAUACUUGCCUUGCAAUUCAGUCUCUGUGAUGCUGACUUUUAGUGUUUUUCAAAUAGUGUACUCACAGAAAUAUAGUUAAUUCAGAGUUUAGAACACACAUAAAUAUGUAUGUGUUUGAAGUAAAAUAGUAAUAAUACAGCUAUAUAGAACUCCAGCUUUUUUAAGACUUUACAGGAAUAUCAGAUUGUUUAAUCUUGCAGCUUUUUUAAGAUCUGAUGGAUUUGAAACUUUUUCAGCACAAAUUUUGAGGACUGUAUUGACCAUUGAGUAGUUACAUGUUUAUAGUGUUUUGUCUAUAUUGUAUAUAUGACGUACUUAAAACUGUAUGUAGAACUUUAUUUAUUGAAAUACUGUCUUUUAAGAAUCAGGCUCUGUAAAUAUGGUUACUAUUGUAAGUCACAAAAAUCAAAGAUUUAUGUAGACAGCCAGAAACCAGACAUUCAGUAAACAGUACUAGUAUGUGAUUUUUCUCAACAUUUUCCCACAUUGUGCCUGUCAUCAGCAUUCACUGACAAUCUUAGAACCCCUAUAAUAUUACACUGCAGUGAUAUACCAAAUUACAUGUAAGUUCAUGAGUAUUUCUGAUAGCUGUUUUAUGAUAAGUAUACACUGAAAUGUCUAUUAAUUACUUUAACAACAGUUUGUUUACAUAUGCUAGUAUGUAUCAACAAGGACUCAAUUGUAUUCAAAUGGGGAAAAUGUAAAUUGUUAAAAAUGCUCAACAUUUUUGUCUUGGAAAAUUUGUAAAGGAUAGAAAAGAUUUGUCAAAACAAGUAGUUUACCCAAGAAAAGUCUAAAAUCUACUAAAACAUAUUAAAUAUUGUUAUCCAAAAACUAGUAGUUUAAAACUAGACAUAUACUAUACAUAGUGGUAAAAAAAGUACAAGAAAAUAAAAAUGGUAGUUGAGCAAUUUCAAACAAGUUAAUAUUUCCACGCAAAAAAACCAACAUCACCGUAAAUACAUGUGUUCAUAUGCGGAACAAAACCUUCAGUCUUAACAAUAGGAUAAAUCUUAGUGCACCAGCUAGAAACUGGUUCACUGUUUAAAAAGUCUAAAACAUUGAAAAGUACAUAAAUGAAUAAAUUUUUUACAUUAAAACUUAAUGUUUCAUCAUUUGGGAUUUUCUUGACCAACCUGUUUACAAACUGAAUUGCUUUCAACUUUAGUGUCAGAUAUUUUGCCUAGAAGUGGCUGCAGAGAAGUUAUAAGGAAUUUAGAGUUUAAUUUAAGACACUUAAGUGAGCCAAUAGUGCUUAUAAUAGGUCUUAGUGGUUGGCCUUCUUUUUGAGUUUUAAUAGUACUACAAAAUAGGGAAGUUGGCAUUUACAGUACUAAAUAUGUUUAUCAUAUUAUGUAUACUCCCAAAUAUCUCUCUUGUUCAUUUUUGAAAUUGUGCAUUUACACACAUAAGUGAGUUACACAUCAGUUGUUUAUAUGUUCAUGGUCAUUUAACAAUGUUCAUUUUAUCAAAAUAGAAGACUUGACUGAAAAUUAUAAAAUCACUAAACCAUUGGUAAAACUUUUAUUUGUAAUAGUCAAGAAAGCAAUAAAGGAAUUAUUUACAAGGUAACAUGCAAGUGUGGAAGUUUCUAUAUAGGACAAGUUGUGAAGUCAUUCAAAAAACUAAUUUUGAAUCAUAAAUAUAAAUGUGGAAUUUACCAACUGACUGGCUGUGAUGAAAGACUUUGCAAAAAGCACAGGUUUCAUUGAAAGAAUUGUUACAAUCUGCAUGCAUAUUUCAGAGAAAAAGAAAAUAUUUCAAUUUAUCUCCUGGUUUAUAUACAUUACAUCCUUUUAUUUGAUAUUGAGACAUUGGUACAGGGUUUGAUCAUGUUAUACAUUAACUAUCAUACAAUGUACAUUUGUUAAAAUGCAUUUACUGUUAUGUUGGUUUUCAUGUACAUAGAUUACCUCAUUUGACAUGUUUGUAAUUCAAUCGCUUAGCUACCAUUUUUAUUUUACUAUACUACUAUAAUACUGUUAUGUUUUUAGUUCACACUAAAAUUAUUGCUACUGUUAGGUUUUUGUCCUUUCUUGGGUAAACACAUUGUCAAAACCUUUCCCCCUUAAUAAACAAUACAACAGAUCCAUUAACAAACAAAACUGUUGAGCAUUAUUUAAUCUUCCCUGUGUGGAAUACAACCGAGUGAUGUAUCUUCAUACCUAGGAAGAUUAUUGGCAUCAACAAGGACUUUUAUCCACCCCAAAAUUACAGACACAACACCAGAACACCUCACUGUCAAAGCAAAACCAUAUUUAGUCACUGUUGCCAGGAUGUUUCAGGGUUUAUUAGGGUAACAUUUUGCAGUCCUGUACAGUAUAUGCAUCAUACAUCACAUCUCUUCCAUUAUUUGGCUGUGAAGUUAAUGUUUAUAGUGCAAGAUAUAGUACCUGUUUAUUUAAGGAAGCUGAUGAAUAGCUCUUGAACUGUUUUCCUUGUUAACUAGACUAUAUCAACACUUAUACUACUAUACACAGAAGCCAUUUUACAAAUAGGUUUUUUCAUACUGGCUGUUUACUUGAUCUGCUAUAGAUGAGUAAUAAACAUUACUAUGUAAUGAUAUUGACUGUUACUUUAUUAAAUGCAAUUAAUCUUA